Fusarium odoratissimum NRRL 54006 is the source of this 807-nucleotide messenger RNA. RefSeq lists its product as uncharacterized. The record is from RefSeq and is a predicted model, not a curated record. The transcript has 2 exons. The coding region runs from base 287 to 664 and encodes 125 amino acids. Lineage: Eukaryota; Fungi; Ascomycota; Sordariomycetes; Hypocreales; Nectriaceae.
AAGUCACAUGUUCAUCUUGUCUGAACAAAGACCAUCAUGGGUUGACAACAACCUCGAAUGCGAAGAUGGCUCUGCAACAACCUGACAACGGGCAUAUCACGUUAUACAGACGAAAAUUUCGGCAAAACAGUAACCCCGAAGGUUGCUGUAUAAUUCCUGAGAUCCUGCCAGGUUGAGUGAUGCCAGUGACCCCCUAUUCCGUCUCGUCAGCCAUCGAGUCUCCAUCUGCAGCUUGCAGGUCAGCCGUUGACCAUCGCUGCUAUACUAAACCCCCCCAACUCCCAAAAUGACCGUCGAGAUCGAAUGCGGCUUCAGCAUCUAUCCUCCUCUCCCUCCAACGCCCUCCAACCAGUCCCACUACGCCCUCUUCCUCUCCCGCCUCAGAACAACAUUCUCCCCCCAAAACCAUCCCUCCAUCUCCAACCCGCUCCUCAUAACUGAUGCCGACAGCGCCUUCCACUACUUCACGUUACCCAAGUAUCCUAAAAUUCCCGCCAAUCCUGAACACUGCAACUACUUCCUGAGUUUCCGCCUCAGCUUCGGAAACGGUGGCUUACCACGAGACGUAACUGUUUCCCAUGUUAUGGAGGUGUUCGUUAUUGCGAAGGAGUAUUUUGGGGAGAGGGUUAGGUGUUGGAAUGGGAUGCGUAGGAUGAGGCCGUAAUAAGCAGUGGGGGUAUUAUACACCUACAGAUGUUGAGGCAGAAGAGGAGAUCAGGAUGCUGUGUAAGGCUAUGGUUCCGAAUAGUAUGGUGACGGAGACGGUGGUGGAAACGCCGGAGGAAUAGAACGUUGUGGGAGUUGGAG